This is a messenger RNA of Eleginops maclovinus (Patagonian blennie), 671 nucleotides long. RefSeq names its product leucine-rich repeat-containing protein 51-like. The record is from RefSeq and is a predicted model, not a curated record. Gene Ontology annotation, molecular function: protein binding. The transcript is spliced from 4 exons. Lineage: Eukaryota; Metazoa; Chordata; Actinopteri; Perciformes; Eleginopidae. The coding region runs from base 80 to 622 and encodes 180 amino acids.
UGGAAGUUGAGUUGUCAUUUUCAAUAGUUCCCUAUGAACAUUUUGCUGUUUUUGGAAACAAACACCUUCAGACUUGAACAUGUACGGCCCUCCAGUGGAUAUCUCAUUUAAAGAUAUCAGCAGUGUAAUGGGUGCACCGGCGGAAGUACCCAGAAGUGGUCUGCGCCCUUUAAUUACAAACUCCAAGGGGAAAUUCUCGAGCCGCAGUAUGCGUCUCAGUAACAACAACAUCCCUGACCUCGUCGGCCUCCAGUACAUGCUCGGCUACUUUCUGGCCCAACCGUCAAAGCUCGGCUGGCUGGACCUCUCGUUCAACAAAAUCACAUGCAUAGACCCGGUUUUGUGCGAGCUGCGAGAACUGCGUGUCUUGUACCUUCAUGGCAACGCCAUCUGGAACCUGACAGAGGUAGACAGGCUCAGGGAGCUCCCGUAUCUACACAACAUCACGCUUCAUGGAAAUGCCAUAGAAAACAACAGAAACUACAGGAAUCAUGUGAUUUCUGCCCUGCCUCAUUUGAAGAACAUGGAUUUCAGUGCUGUAACUUGUGGGGAGCGAAGCUUGGUAAAUGCCUGGCAUCAAGGCAGCAAACAAGGCAAAAAAAACAAACCGAGUCCCCAGUGACGGUCACCAUUCAAUUAAUCGUUUAUUAAAUGAAUCGAUUUGUUAACCU